Messenger RNA from Acanthosepion pharaonis, 2172 nucleotides. Lineage: Eukaryota; Metazoa; Mollusca; Cephalopoda; Sepiida; Sepiidae. The record is from the annotation of a GenBank genome assembly.
AUGUGGUGGCUCGUUCUUUGGCUUUCUAUCAUAGGGCCCGUUGCAGUCAAAGGCGAACUUCCAUUGGUGGAUAGCAUUAAUCGACCCAAUUGUGGCGCGGGACACCAAAUUCCUCGGACACGGGUCGAAACCUACGACCGAGUGCAAGCUUUAAGAGCUUGGUUUUCUAAUCCGGUUGGAGAUGGACGCAGCAUCCAGGCGUACAUAAUUGGCUCUGCCGAUCAGCACCAGAGUGAAUAUGUUUCAUCAUAUGAUAAAAGACGAGGAUUUAUCACUGGGUUUCAAGGUUCAGCAGGAACGGCUGUUGUAACUUUCAACGAAUCAGCACUUUGGACUGAUGGCCGUUACUUCUUAGAGGCCGAAAGUGUCCUUGAUUGCCACUGGAGACUGCAGCGCGAGUACACUCCAGGAGUGCCAACGAUUGCUCAAUGGUUGGGAAGUGUCCUACCAUCAGGAACUCGUGUUGGAGCCAGUCCGUUGCUACUCACUUCAGUUUCAACGUUGAUUUUCUUUCUUUCUUUCAUUUCUCCUUUCCUUGCUUUUCCUUCCUUUCUCCUUCUUCAAUUUCUAUUUUUCGUUCUUUUAUCUUUCUUUUUCGUUUUUUCUCUUUUUUCUUUUUCGUUUUUUCUCUUUUUGUUCUUUUUCCUUGAUUCUUUUUCUAUUUUGAUUUUCUCUCUUUUAAAUAAUUUCAUUUUAUCACUUUUGUUUUCUCUCUUUUUCGUUUUCUUUUUUGUCUUUUUUUUGUUUUCUUUCGUUAUCUCUCCCUUUCAUUAUCUCUUUUUUUCGUUAACUCUUUUUAUCUAUCUUUUUGCGUUUUCUAUCUUUUUUUGUUUUGUUUUUUUUGUUUCCUCUUUUUCGUUUCGCUCUUUUCUGUUUUCGCUGUUUUUUUGUUUUGUUACUUUUUUUUCGUUUACUUUCGAUUUCACUGUUUUUUCUUUUUCUCUCUUAUUUCGUUUUCUCUCUUGUACUUUUUUCGGUUUGUUUUUUUUUUCGUUUUCUCUCCUCUUUUCGUUUUUUCUCUUUUUCAAUUUUCUCUCUUUUUUCCGUUUUCUUUCGUUUUCUCUCAUUUUUUUCGUUUGCUUUCGUUGUUCUUUUUUUUGUAUGUGUGUUUAUCGUUUUUGCUCGUUGUCUCUUUUUUGUUUCCUUUCCUUUUCUUUCGCGUUCUCUCUUUAUUUGGUUUUCUUUCAUUUUUUGUUUUCACCCUCUUUUUCCGUUUCGUUCGUUUUCUCUCUUUCCCCUUUCCCUCUUUUUUCGUUUUCUUUCGUUUUUUCUUGUUUUCUUUCGUUUUCUCUCUUUUUCGUUUUUACCUCUGUUUCGACUUUUUCGUUUUCUCUCUUUUUUUCGUUUUCGCUGUUUUUUCGCUUUCUCUCUUUUUUUCGUUUGCCUUCAUUUUCACUCUUUUUUUUUCAUUUUCUUUCGUUUUUUGUUUCGCUUUUCCGUUUUUUUCGUUUUCGUAGUUUUUUCGUUUUUUUCGUUUUCUCUCUUUUUUUUUCCGUUUACUUCCGUUUUCUCUCAUUUUUUCGUUUUCUUUCUUUUUUUUCUCUUUUCUGCUUUCUUUCGUUUUUUUCUCUCUUUUUCGUUUUCUCACUUAUUCGUUUUCUUUCGUUUUCUCUCUUUUUUCGUUUUCUCGCUUUUCUUUUUCGUUUUCUUUCGUUUUCUCUCUUUUUUCGUUUUCCCCCUAUGUUUCCGUUUUCCUUCCUUUUCUCUCUUUUCUUUACCCCCUUUUUUCGUUUUCAUUCGUUUUUUCUUAUUUUCUUUCAUUUUCUCUCUUUUUCGUUUUCUCUUUUUCACUUUCUUUUAUUUUCAUUCGUUUUCUCGCUUUUUUUAUUUUCUUUCGUGUUCUAUUUUCAUUUUCUCUCUUUUUUGUCUUCUUUCGUUUUUUAUCUUUUUUCGUUUGCUUACGUUUUCUUUCUUUUUUCCGUCUUUUUUCGUUUUCUCUUUUUCGUUGACACUCUUUUUUUGUUUUCUCUUGUUUGGUUUUCUUUCAUUUUUUUCUCCUUUUUUCUUUUUUGUUUUCUUUCGUUUUUUUCUCUUUUUCGUUUUCUCUAUUUUUGUUUUCUUUACUUUUCAUUCUUUUUUGCGUUUUCUUUCAUUUUUCGUUUUCUCUCUCUGUUUCCUUUUUUCUCGUUUUCUUUCUUUCUUUCUUUUUCUCUUCGUCUUUCUCUUUUAUAA